UAAAUUGGAGAAAUGUUGAUAAAUGACGAAAGGGUGUCGCCUCCGGGGUCCCCUCACGGCUCGAGGGUACGCUAACCCAUGGGAACAGUGGAGCUGGCAGGAGGGGAAGCAGGUUGCAGAGGCGCUGGGCCGGGCCGUGACGUGGCAGGUCGCGGCCGGCUAUAAGAGCGGCGCGGCGCGCGCAGGCCGCUCAGCUGCCAACAUGAUCGCCGUCUGCGCGUGUCUGAGCGCGCUGCUGGUGGCCGCGGUGGCGCAGCAGUCGCUGGUGACCACCACGCCCCUGGCGGACGCGGCGCCAAGCACGCCCCUGCCGGCCGACAACCAGACUGACCGGCCAGACGUGUACAGCCUCCACGUGACCUCGCACAUCCAGUUCCGCUACGCCAGCACCAUCGUGAGCAGCCGAGUGGCCAAUGUGGCCGCCGCUGCCCGGGAGGUGGUGUUCAGUGUGGUGCUGCCCGAGACCGCCUUCAUCUCGGGCUUCCUCAUGCAAAUCGACGACAAAGUGUACAAGGCGCACGUGAAAGAGAAGAAAGCAGCUAAGAAGGAGUACGAUGAAGCGGUGAAAGAAGGCCAGACUGCUGGUCACGUGGCUCAGAGUGCUCGAAACUCAAACAGGUUUACUGUUUCGGUGAACAUUGAAUCUCAGAAGAAAGUGACAUUCAACUUAACUUACGAAGAACUGUUGAAAAGAGAACUGUCAGUAUACAACCAUGUUAUCAAUAUUGAUCCGGGCCAGAUUGUCCAUGACAUGGCAGUGGAGGUGAACAUCAAUGAGUCUGCUAAUAUCACAACUCUCGAAGUGACGAACUUGAAAGAUAGCAAUGAAAUUGAAUUUGAAAAAUCUUCCAACAACCCGCUGGCGCAGAUCGCGCGGCCCUCCGGCAGCAGCGCCACGGUGCGCUGGGCGCCCUCCGAGGACCAGCAGCGCGGCCUGAGCGCCGAGGGCGUCAAGGGGCAGCUGGCCGUGCGCUACGACGUGGACCGAGCCUCGCACCCCGAGCAGAUCCUGGUGAACGAGGGCUACUUUGUGCACUUCUUUGCGCCCUCGGACCUGCCUGCGCUCAGCAAGCAUGUCACGUUCCUGAUGGACGUGAGUGGUUCCAUGGCCGGCCGCAAGAUCGAGCAGCUGCGAGAGGCCAUGAAGGCGAUCCUCGCCGACUUGCGGCAGGGUGACUUCUUCAGCCUCGUCGUCUUCUCCACCGAUGUCCAGGUGUGGGACCCGGAGCACGAGCUGGUGGUGCCGCAGUCGUGGAACUCCUGGAGCCCGCAGCUGAACCAGAGCGAGUCGGCGGCGAGCGAGGCCGCCGUGGUGCCGGCCACGCCCCAGAACAUCGAGAAGGCCCAGCGCUUCGUCAAGCAGCUCCAGAGCUACUACAGUACUAACAUCCAUGGCGCCCUUCUGAAGGGCCUGGAGCUGGCGCAACUCGGCAAGAAGCUGACUUCAGACUACGACAAUAAGCCAGAGCCAAUCAUUAUAUUCCUGACCGAUGGUGAGGCCAAUGUCGGGGAGAGCGACCCUGAUAAAAUCGUGGGUAUCGUGACGGACAAGAACGGGGCGGACAGCGUGGCCAUCUUCGCCCUGGCCUUCGGCGACUACGCCAACUCGCAGUUCCUGAGGAAACUGUCCCUGCGCAACUCGGGCUUCGCACGCAAGAUCUACGAGGCCUCUGACUCCGCGCUACAGCUGCAGGACUUCUACCGCGCUGUGUCGUCACCACUGCUCGCCAGGGUCAGCUUCGUCUACCCUGAGGCUCAGGUGGAGGAGGGGAGUCUGUCCCAGACCAACUUCAGCGCCUUGUUCAGAGGCUCGGAGCUGGUGGUGGUCGGCAAGCUGCAGUCGGGCGAGCUGAGCGGACACGUGACCGCCAGGACGGCCAAUGGGACCGCCACCGUGGCCUUCGAGCCGGCGACCAGCGCGCCCUUCCCCGCCUGGGAGCUGGCCGUGCAGCAGCGGCCCGAGAGGAACUACUCGCAGGCCAGCUUCAUGGAGCGGCUGUGGGCGUACCUGAGCGUGCAGCAGCUGCUGGAGCAGCAGGCGGCCGAGACGCAGGGCAACGACACUUCCGCGAGCGAGCAGCGCGCCCUGGACCUGGCGCUCAAGUAUGGCUUUGUGACACCUCUCACCUCGCUCGUGGUGGUUAAGCCAAAUGAAACCAUAUCAACCGAAACUGAAAAAGGUGAUGUUCCCGGGCAAGGAUAUGGCAGCAACUUCAUCGCCCCGCAGGCUGCACUUUCAGGUGUGGCCGACCGAUUCAGUCUUGGUGCAGUUGGAGGCUUUGCGAGGCCGGUCUCCUUGGCCAGCUUCCCGGGGGUGCCGGCACCGUCUGCCCCCUUCGCGCCGGCCUUCCCCCUCAGCACACGAGCUCCUGACAGCACCAUGCCACCACGAGCUCCUGACAGCACCACGCCACCACUAGCCCGGGUGAUACCGGCACAGGACCUGGCAUGGCUGGCUGGCAUCAGCAACUCCACUCAUGUCCUUUUAAAGCCGGAUUCUCUUGGCGAAGCUAAGGCCUUGGAGUUGGGACUCAAUAAGACGGAUGAAGUAUUCAGCCCUUGCAGCUCACCCCUGGGAGAAGGGCACUGCCGGUAUCUGCCUCAUUGCGCGCUGGAUGUGUUUGAGAACAGUGUAGACCAGUUCUACCCGUUCCUCUGCAUCAUAGACACGUAUGCAGGAGUUUGCUGCCCCAACUAUGUCAAGCCAGUUUUGGUUGCUGUAUAACAUAGCUACAAUAAGAAGAAUGAAGUGCAUUCAUUGUAUGAUACUCUUUUUCAUACACCUGUAGUUGUGGUGCUUAAAAUGAAAAAAAAGAGGUGACAUAUCAGUCGCUUAGGUUAUUUUACACAUAUAACUCAAACAUUCCAGCAUUUAUACUUAGUUUAUGUGAAGCAUAUUCCACUAGCUUGGUUUACAGAAAACUGCUUCAACUAUGACGGUAGAUUUUAUAAUAAAAGAUAAAUAUAAUGUUGUUUUUCUUUCACUUACCUAAACGUCUCCGAUACAAUCAGUUUCCUGGAGUUUGUAUCAUGAUGGACAGACUGGGAUGCAGAUUCUCACCGUGGCUUUACUUCAAGGGUCUUAAUUUCACAAUUUAUUAAUAUUUUAUAUUUCAAGACAUUAAAGUAUUGUGACAACUGGUUGUUUGUUUAUUAUUAUUUUAUUUGAUUUUGAUUUGACUUGUUACUGCUACCAAAUUAUAAUGAAAUAAAUAUUGAUAUUA
Molecule: messenger RNA, 3224 nt
Organism: Bacillus rossius redtenbacheri
Lineage: Eukaryota; Metazoa; Arthropoda; Insecta; Phasmatodea; Bacillidae
Product: inter-alpha-trypsin inhibitor heavy chain H3-like
Exons: 16
Coding region: 23-2725 (900 amino acids)
Source: RefSeq, a predicted model, not a curated record